CUAAGCAAAGCCAGCUAGACCAUCUACUCCAGCAUCCUGUCCUCACAGUGGCCAACCAGGUGCCCAUUACGGAAAUGCUGUCUCGACUGAUGGUGCCCCACCAACCACAGAGGCACCUGGCAAGAUGGCAACUCAAGUUGCAGUAGUGAAUUCCUCUCUUGCAGCCUCUGUGCAAUAUCCCAUCCAGCAGGCCUACUCAGUUUCCCUUCAUGAUGUCUCUGUGGCCACUUUGCCCAGCGUUGAAAACCACCUUCCGAAGCCAGCUGGAAAAAACGAGUCGUCAACAGCAGAGAUGUUCCGAUCCAAAGCACCACCACCUAUAGGCCUGUGGGCCACCAAGUGUGACGGAGAAGUCAAGCUCAGGAUGGAUGAAAGCGGUAUUGGUUGUGAGCCUCCCAUCACGGUUCACCAGCUCUUCCUGGAUGCCGUGAGGCAGUACGGGGACUUCCCUGCGCUGGCCUCCAAAAAGAAUGGCAAGUGGACCAAGAUGACGUUCAAGGAGUACUAUGAAGAAUGCCGGGCGGCAGCCAAAAGCUUUAUACAGCUGGGUCUGCAGCGCUUCCACGGAGUCUGUAUUCUGGGGUUCAAUUCCGCAGAAUGGUUCAUCUCAGACAUCGGAGCAAUUCUUGCUGGGGGGUUUGCCGUUGGCAUUUACACAACCAACUCUCCUGACGCCUGCCAGUACGUUGCGGACAACUGUGGCGCUAACUUCAUCGUCGUGGAGAAUGACAAACAGCUCCAGAAAAUCUUGGAGGUUAAGGACAAGCUGCCUCUCGUGAAAGCAAUCAUCCAGUAUGGUGAAGAGCUCAAGGAGAAAAGACCAAAUCUCUACACUUGGAGUGAAUUUAUGGCCCUCGGGAGCAGCGUCUCCGACGACCAGCUUGACAAGAUCAUAGAGUCCCAGAAGCCCAACCAAUGCUGCACUCUGAUCUACACGUCGGGGACGACGGGACAGCCCAAGGGAACCAUGCUCAGUCACGACAAUAUAACGUGGACUGCCCGCGCCGGAGGAGAGUAUGUCAGCAUAAGCAGAGCGACCGAGCGUCAGGAGGUGGUGGUCAGCUACCUUCCGCUGAGCCACGUUGCCGCACAGAUGAUUGACAUCUGGCUCCCGAUUACGUUUGGGGUGCAAACAUGCUUUGCCCAACCAGAUGCUUUGAAGGGCACUUUGGUGAACACUCUCAAGGAAGUGCACCCCACGGCGUUCUUGGGGGUCCCUCGCGUCUGGGAGAAGAUGCAAGAGAAGAUGAAGUCCGUUGGGGCGAAGUCCUCUGCGCUGAAGAGGAGAAUUGCCGUCUGGGCCAAAGCCGUUGGGCUGGAGACCAAUCUGAAACGGAUCAACGGGUCUACCGAUCUCCCGCUGAAUUACCGCCUGGCCAAGACACUGGUCUAUAAGAAAGUGCGGAAGGCGCUGGGCUUGGACCACUGCACCAAAUGCUACACAGGGGCUGCUCCCAUCACAAAGGACACCUUGGAAUACUUCUUGAGCCUCGACAUCCCUGUGUAUGAACUCUACGGCAUGAGUGAGAGCUCGGGCCCUCAUACGGCUUCCCAUUCGAGCUCGUACAGGCUGACAAGUUGCGGAAAGGAGAUCACAGGCUGCAAGAGCAUGCUGUUCCGGCCCGACAACGAAGGCGUUGGCGAAAUCUGCUUCUCCGGCCGUCACAUCUUUAUGGGCUACCUGAAUAUGGAAGACAAAACGAAAGAGGCCAUUGACGACGACGGCUGGCUGCACUCAGGCGACCUUGGGAAACACGACACGGAUGGCUUCCUCUAUAUCACAGGGAGGAUUAAAGAGCUAAUCAUCACUGCAGGGGGAGAAAACAUUCCUCCAGUCCCUAUUGAGGAUGCCAUCAAAGAGGCCAUCCCCAUCCUCAGCAACGUCAUGUUGGUGGGUGACAAGGCCAAAUUCCUCAUCAUGCUCAUGACUCUGAAGUGCAAAGUGAACCUAGACACUGGAGAACCAGAGGAUGCGCUGACGCCAGAGGUGAUCGACUUCUGUCGCAAGCUAGGCAGCAAGGCCACCAAAGUCUCCGACAUCGUCAGCACCAGAGACCCCGCUGUCUACACCGCCAUCCAGAAGGGGGUGUCGUCGGUCAACGACCAAGCCACAUCGAACGCGCAGAAGAUCCAGAAGUGGGUCCUGUUGGACAAGGACUUCUCCAUCUCAGGGGGAGAGCUAGAGCCAGGCAUGCAGGCUUCAGAGGGUGGCUCAGAUUCUGCAACUCCCGUGGCCCUGCGGUCAUCGGCGUCAGUCCAAGCCCCCGUGGUUCAACCGGUGCCGGCAUCUCAGCAGAGGGUUUUGGUGCAAGCGACAGGCUCCGCUCCCAAAGGGGCACAAAUGCAGCAGCUCUCCGUCCCCAGAGUCCAGCAGGCCCCGCAGCAGGUGCCAACAGUGCAGCAUGUCUAUCCAGCUCAAGUUCAAUACGUAGAGGCAGGAGAGGCCGUCUACACCAACGGGACCAUACGUGCCGCUUACUCAUACAACACAGAAGCCCAGAUCUACACCCCGAGCAGCGCCUCUUCCUACUUUGAAGCACAGGGGGGAGGCGGCGGUGGCGGCAGCGCUCAGGUGAGCACAGGCCCGUCGUCUCCCACAGCCAUCCCCUCGCACGGCAUGGUGGGCAUCGCGAUGGACCUCGGGGGAAGCCAGAUUGUCUCCAGCUCGGGCGCCUACCUCAUUCACGGCGGGAUGGAGAGCGCCAGGCACGCCCUCUCGCACUCCUCGCGCUCCUCCCCGGCCACGCUUGAAAUGGCGAUUGAAAACCUCCAAAAAGCCGAAGGCAUAUCGUCGCACAAAAGCAGCUUGCUGAACAGCCAUCUGCAGUGGCUGCUGGACAACUACGAGACGGCCGAAGGCGUCAGCCUCCCCCGCAGCUCCCUCUACAGCCAUUACUUGUGCCACUGCCAAGAGCACAAGCUGGACCCGGUGAACGCCGCCUCCUUCGGCAAGCUGAUCCGUUCUGUUUUCAUGGGGCUGAGGACGCGUCGGCUUGGGACGAGGGGAAAUUCCAAAUACCAUUACUAUGGCAUCCGUCUCAAGCCAGACUCCCCGCUCAAUCGCUUGCAGGAAGAUGCUCAGUUUAUGGCCAUGAGGCAGCAACCAGUCCACCAGAAGCAAAGGUACAGACCUUCCCAGAAGAUGGAGGGCAUGGCCGAGGGUGGUUCAAACAGCAGCCUCCACACCACGCCCGAGCAGUCUGUUGCUGCCCAGAGCCAGCAUCACCAGCAGUUCAUCGAUGUCACCCGCGGCCUUGCUGAAUUCCCAUCCCUGGACCUGGAAAACCACCUCCUCCAGGAGGGAAUCGACGUGAACGACCUCAAGGCUCUCCAGGUCUUCUACCGGCAGCACUGCGAGGCCAACGUAGAAGUCGUCAUGACCCUUCAGUUCCCUUACAUUGAGAAGCUGUGGCAGUCCUUCUGGAACUCCGAGCCUCACGCCAGCGAAGCCUCUGCUGCUCUUCCUUCCAGCGAAGAGCCGUGUGAGGCCCUCAUCCCAAGGCACAAGCUGGUGGCCAUGUGCAAGUAUGACCCCAUCAUGAAAUGGAUGCGGAGCUGCGACCACGUCUUGUACCAGACCCUGGUGGAGAUCCUCAUCCCAGAUGUUCUCCGGCCUGUGCCCAGCACUUUGACCCAGGCCAUCCGCAACUUCGCCAAGAGUUUGGAAGGGUGGCUCAUAAACGCCAUGAGCGAGUUCCCCCAGCAGAUUGUCCAGACCAAGGUGGGCGUGGUGAGUGCCUUCGCACAGACGCUCCGCCGGUACACAUCUCUCAACCACCUGGCCCAGGCAGCCCGUGCCGUCCUCCAAAAUACCUCGCAAAUCAACCAGAUGCUGAGCGACCUCAACCGGGUGGAUUUCACUAACGUCCAGGAGCAAGCUUCGUGGGUGUGCCAGUGCGAGGAGGGCCUGGUGCAGAAGUUGGAGCAGGAUUUCAAGCUGACCCUCCAGCGUCAGAGCUCUUUGGACCAGUGGGCCAGCUGGCUCGACAACGUGGUGACCCACGUCCUGAAGCACCACGAGGGAGGGGCCGACUUCCCGAAGGCGGCCAGGCAGUUCUUGCUGAAGUGGUCCUUCUACAGCUCCAUGGUGAUUCGCGACCUCACUUUGCGCAGCGCCGCCAGCUUUGGCUCCUUCCACCUGAUCCGCCUCCUCUACGACGAAUACAUGUUUUACCUGGUGGAGCACCGCGUCGCCCAAGCCACGGGGGAGACGCCCAUUGCUGUGAUGGGAGAGUUCAGCGACCUUGCGUCCAUGUCCCCAGCCCUGCUGGAUAAAGAUGACAUCAGCGACUUGGGGAGCGAGGCGGAGGGGGAUUCCCGAUGCUCCGGCGAGCCGCUCGUGAAGCGCGAACGGAACGAUCCGGCACCCUCGUUGCAAGAGAUCUAGAGUUGGAGCGGAGCAGGAGACGCUCCAUCUUGUUCCAACACCGGAACAAGAAGAAAAGGGGGAGAAAUUCCCAAAGCUUUCUGGAAUCCCAAAGGCUGGAUUUCCAUCUCCUGCACAAUCUGAGUGCCUCUUAGUUCCUCUUUAACACUUACUGGUCUUCACAGACGGGCCAGAGGUGGCUCUGGUGGCUGGGAGAACCCGGUGCAGUUGCUGCAAAGGAGUCAAUGGCUGACUGUUUUCUUCAGAGGAGAUGCCUGCAUCCCUUCCGUGCUGAAAGUGGAACUCUCUCUCUCUCUCUCUGUCUCUCUCUCUGUCUCUCUCUCUGUCUCUCUCUCUCUGUCUGUCUGUCUCUCUCUCUCUCUCUCUCUCUCUCCC
Messenger RNA from Rhineura floridana, 4762 nucleotides. RefSeq names its product regulatory factor X2 (gene RFX2). The transcript has 31 exons. The coding region runs from base 125 to 4387 and encodes 1420 amino acids. Lineage: Eukaryota; Metazoa; Chordata; Lepidosauria; Squamata; Rhineuridae. Gene Ontology annotation, molecular function: RNA polymerase II cis-regulatory region sequence-specific DNA binding; DNA-binding transcription factor activity, RNA polymerase II-specific; long-chain fatty acid-CoA ligase activity. Gene Ontology annotation, cellular component: membrane; nucleus; endoplasmic reticulum. The record is from RefSeq and is a predicted model, not a curated record. Gene Ontology annotation, biological process: regulation of transcription by RNA polymerase II.